AUGGCCGAAUUCUUCCCCUCUCUUCCUCACAUUGAGAACUGCCAGAAGCGCAUACGAGCCUACGUCAGCGGUGUUGGCAUAGUGGACACAAAGAAGGCGAAGCUAGUUUGGCUAGAUCGCUACUAUCCGCAUUACUAUUUCAUACGAGAGGACCUGCCAGUGCACUGGUAUCUCCACAUUGCAAGCAGCAACGAUGACGAAGAGGUGUAUCAUAUCGGGGCAGGAGGGAUGAACGACCGAGUCCUCAACUCCGUCAAGGUCCAUUUGACCGGCCCGUUGAAAGGACUCGGAACUAUCCGAUGGAACGCGAUGGACGCCUGGUUCGAAGAGGAUGAACAGAUAUUUAUCCAUCCGAAGGAUCCGUACAAGCGCAUCGACGUACUCCAAUCCUCGAGGCACGUUCGCAUUGAGGUCGGCGGCCUCGAGGUAGCUGAUACUCGAUCACCACGUUUAUUAUUCGAGACCGGCCUGCCAAUGCGCAUCUACAUUCCGAAGACAGACUGCAGAAUGGAUCUCUGGGAGCCUUCCGACCUUAUCACGGGAUGUCCUUACAAGGGCGAAGCAAGGUAUUACAAUCUAGUGACCUCCGACGGGACCCGACGCGACAAUUUGAUCUGGUGGUACCCCAACACCACCCCGGAGUGUGCAGCGAUCCGGGGAUAUGUGGCUUUCUUCGACGAGAAGGUGGACGUCUGGAUCGACGGGGAGAAGCAACAGCGGCCGGCGACCAAGUGGUCUUCUCCGUCCCCGCCUGCAAGUUCCCCAGUACAGAAAAUGGAAGAUUGA
This is a messenger RNA of Cyclocybe aegerita, 786 nucleotides long. NCBI's taxonomy places the organism in Eukaryota, Fungi, Basidiomycota, Agaricomycetes, Agaricales, Hemipholiotaceae. The record is from the annotation of a GenBank genome assembly.